UUCGCGAGCUAGGUAGUCAAUGUUAUUUAAUUUAAUUAUAAGACGCGAAAUAUACUAUCAUUCUAGGUUUAGUGUAAUAGAGUCCUAAACAUUUUUUAAAUAUUAUUUUUCAUAUUAUAGCCUUAAUUCUUAUGUAACUAGGGUAAUUUAUUCUAAUAUUCUGUGAGUGUUGUCAGCUGCUCACAAUAACCUUUCGUCAUUGCGAGCGAGCAAUUACGCCUAAUUAGUUGAUAAAAAGUAUAACAGCAACAGUGAACAGCAUGGCGAAGGAAGAAGACGAUGAUUUGCCCGACAAGGAUGCGGCGAAGGAGUUCUACGCAAAAUAUGAGCCCAAGGAAAUAAUAGGCAGGGGCAUCAGCUCAACCGUCCGAAGAUGCGUAGAGAAGGAGACAGGCCGGGAGUAUGCCGCCAAGAUCAUAGAUCUCAGUCAGGAGUCCAUGGAUGGAGUAGAUACGCACACAAUGAGAGAUGCCACCAAGCAGGAGAUACAUAUCCUGCGGAUGGUAGCUGGACACCCUUAUAUUAUUGAAUUACAAGAUGUGUUCGAGUCGGAGACAUUCAUAUUCUUAGUAUUUGAGCUGUGCAAGAAUGGCGAGCUGUUCGACUAUCUCACUUCAGUGGUGACACUCUCUGAGAAGAAGACUAGAUAUAUCAUGAGACAAGUCCUAGAGGGCGUGCGAUACAUACACAGCAAGAACAUAGUCCAUCGAGACCUGAAACCCGAAAACAUCUUACUAGACGACCAGCUGAACGUCAAAAUCACAGAUUUCGGCUUCGCUAAAGUUCUUAAAGAGGGGGAGAAAUUAUUCGAGCUGUGCGGCACGCCGGGCUACCUGGCGCCGGAGACGUUGAAGGCGAACAUGUUCGAGGACGCGCCCGGUUACGGCAUGGAGGUCGACAUUUGGGCAUGCGGAGUUAUAAUGUUCACAUUACUAGUGGGCUGCCCGCCGUUCUGGCACCGGAAGCAGAUGGUGAUGCUGCGAAACAUCAUGGAGGGGAAGUACUCCUUCACCAGCCCCGAGUGGGCUGAUAUAUCAGAUGACCCUAAAGACCUUAUCAGGAGGCUAUUAGUAGUAGAGCCCAGCCAAAGGCUGCCCAUAGAAGACGCCCUCAGCCAUCCCUUCUUCAACACAGUGCUCUGGGACCAGGACAUGACGCCGCUCAAGAAGUCGCUCUCGAGCACCAGCCGCCGGAUGUCCAGGAUCGAACUCAUCACCAUGGCGAAAAAGCAGGGCAGCUUCAACGCGCGAGCCAAGCUACGUAUGGGUCUGAUGGCGGUCCGCGCUGCCGUGCGCCUGCGGAGACUGCCACACACAGCUGCCCGCGCCGUCUCGUUGCACGCGGCUCUGGGGGACCCUUACACCAUGCGCGCGUUGAGGAAGGUGAUAGACGGCUGCGCCUUCCGAGUGUACGGGCACUGGGUCAAGAAGGGCGAGGGCCAGAACCGCGCCGCGCUGUUCGAGAACAUGCCCAAGACCGAGCUCAAGAGUCUGUACGUCAGCAACCUCAGCCGAUAGCGAGGGCUGGAGUGCUGACAGGAUUUGUAAACAUACCAGGGUAAAGGGAUAGUCACUUCCCGCCGAUCCGCAGGCCGAGUGCACGACGUAGUACACCGCACAUUGUAGGUACGCCACAGAGGAUAAACUACCCUUUUAUCGGCUCCACCUAUGAUUGGCACUUUUAUAUAGGUUAUAAAACCUUAUUUUAACACGCGCACUGCGAUACGGGGUCCAUUCGACUCCGUGAUAGAGCUAUGGGUUUAGCUAAUUGGGUACUUGACACAAUGUUGAA
Messenger RNA from Cydia pomonella (codling moth), 1791 nucleotides. RefSeq names its product phosphorylase b kinase gamma catalytic chain, liver/testis isoform (gene PhKgamma). Gene Ontology annotation, cellular component: phosphorylase kinase complex. Gene Ontology annotation, molecular function: phosphorylase kinase activity; ATP binding; calmodulin binding. Gene Ontology annotation, biological process: glycogen biosynthetic process; protein phosphorylation. Bases 261 to 1517 code for a protein of 418 amino acids. The transcript is spliced from 12 exons. The record is from RefSeq and is a predicted model, not a curated record. NCBI's taxonomy places the organism in Eukaryota, Metazoa, Arthropoda, Insecta, Lepidoptera, Tortricidae.